Molecule: messenger RNA, 507 nt
Organism: Rhodotorula toruloides NP11
Lineage: Eukaryota; Fungi; Basidiomycota; Microbotryomycetes; Sporidiobolales; Sporidiobolaceae
Exons: 4
Coding region: 1-507 (168 amino acids)
Biological process (GO): mitochondrial respiratory chain complex III assembly
Source: RefSeq, a predicted model, not a curated record
AUGUCGCUCACUCUGACGCCCGCGCAGUGCGCAAGGGCUGCAUCUGCCUACCGAGCGCUUCUCCGGUCACAACGGCUCACGUUCAAGGGCGACGAGCUGGCCUUGAAGGCCGCUCACCAGCAGACCCGCAUCCUCUUCAACCGCUUCAUCCCCUCUUCCUCCGCCUCCCGCUCGCCCUUCGCUGCGCAGAACCCGCUCGUACCGCCUCCACAGCUUGCGCCAAAGGACGAGUUGACGCCGGAAAAGGUCGACGAGCACAUUGAUGGCGCGUUCGAGAUUGCCAAGUUCUUGAGGACGAACGUCGUGCAGGGCGUGCGGACAGACGAGGGCAACUACGCCCUCCGCAUCCACGACGAAACAGAACGAGGCGACAACGACACAGUCAAGCAGCCCAAACCGCUCGACAUUCCCUCUGGAAACCAGGGCGUGCGGCGGCGGCGAAGACGGCGCGAGGACGAGGCGGAAGCGGUGCCGGUCGGAUGCUGUGGAGGUGCUGGGGCGGCAUAG